AUGUUUCUCUCCUGGCUGAACAUUACAGUUACCACCGUGUCAGACUUGAUAUGGUAUCUGGUGGCUUCGCCACCGCCUCCGACGCCUGCACAAGAUCCAGCGCAGGAAAAUCCCCCACCCCCGUCUCCUCCUCAGUGUAUUCCCAUUGAACGUCGUACCCCUCCCCUAUUUGCGCUAGUUAUCGGUAUCGACAAGUACCACCCUGACCAUGGGAUCAAAAGUCUGAAUGGUGCCGUCGCCGAUGCUGACGCCGUCAAAGAAUUUUUACAAAAGAGUCUCGUCGUUCCAGAACAACAAAUCACGAUUCUUCGUAACGAACAAGCCACGAGAGUUAAUAUCGAGACGGCGAUUAAGGACCUUGGGAACAAUCCGACGAUCAAGAUGGGCGACCCGAUUCUCAUUUUCUAUGCAGGCCACGGCGCCGAAGUGAAUGCGCCGUCUGGAUGGCACAGCACCAAAAGGAAGAUACGAAUGCUUCUUCCUUACGACUUUAUCCCCAGCGGUGUCUCGAAAAUGCGAACGGACAGCAAUGAUCUGUCUUUCGCUUUUCGCGGGAUCGAACUCCCAGAGACUUACUCUAUACCUCUAGACCUCUUCUAUGGCAUUGAGCCGGACGCUCAGGCGAGCGUCGCGGGAGAGGGAUUCAGGAAAACGGGCUUGUCGUCACACAUGCUCCUUUCAGCAUGUAAGGCGGAUCAGAUGGCCAGGGAGACAGCUGGAAGCGGUAUCUUUACUUCGGCGUUGUUAAAUUUGUUGGAGAAGAGCGGUGUCGACAGGCUUACUUAUAAAGACAUAAUAGCCAAACUGCCUGAUCUCCCCUCACAGAAUCCGCAGUGCAAAGGUGAACACCAAUCCCGAUGCCUUUUCAAUUCCAAAGUAGCCAGCCCACAACGUGAAUUACAUCUCAUACGCGGAUCCCCUGCCCUGGGCCAGUAUAUUUUAGAGGCUGGCCAGGUCCACGGCAUCACCAACAAGGCCGAGUUCAUUGUCUUCGCUGACAGAACCAUGGCAUCUGCCCUUGGGACCGUCGUUGCUUCAGUUACCACCGCUUUCACCACUACGUGCGAUUUUCGCCCGCGCGGCAGUGAAACUCCAUUCUCUCUCUCUGUUCAAGGAUUCGCCUUGCAGACUCGUGUUGGUGAGGGACAAGAUGUCCGCCUUUUCAUUGAGAAGGACGAGAAAUUUCUCGGUGUCUUCAAGCGGAUAGGCGAGGAGAUGCAAAGUGACGAAGCACAAAAGAGGGGAUUCUGUUUGGUGGAGAGCCGCGAAGAUCAGCCUGAUCUGUUGGUUGCCGCGGAUGGUGAUCUUGUUCAUUUCGAGAUCAUGGACAAGCUCUGUCGACAGCAUGGGCUGACACACAUGCCAUUCAAAGUCAAUAUUGAUCCGGAUAUUAUCCACCGCAUUCUUCGCAGUUCUGCCGAUUUUUACUGGCACCUUCAUCAUUCUAGCCAAGACAGUCAACUCGCUGGAAAGGUCAUACUCGAGUGUAUGAAGCUUAAAGAAACCGGGACGUUCACACAGGACUUAGAGCCGGUUUUGAUACCUGAAUCGAAUGGCGAUAAUCUGAACAUCGGGGCUUCGUAUUAUCAACCGGGAAGUGCGAAAGAAAGCGCUUCUCUUAACCCUAAAGAAUCGUUGACCAUCGGGUACGGGGAUAAUGGGACAUUUCCUCACAAAUUUACAGUUCGAAAUGGACAAGAUGUCGAUGUCGGCUUCUUGAAACUUUUCUUCUCGACAGAGUAUACGGACUUGUCAGACAUCGCUCAAACGUCACCCUUCGAGGCUGCUCGCGAGAAUGGGCCUGUUCUGGAGAAGAAAAGGUACCUAUUGGACACGAUGUGCGUUGCACUUGUUUCAGAAAAAGGGAGAGGGUACCUCGCGAUGCUAGAACUGGUGUGGGGUGGGGGCAACAUGUACAAUUUCAGGUCUUACUAUCAUCACGACCCUUAUGAGAAAAAAAUUCCAUUCUUAGUUUCAUACCGUGUGUACCUGUAA
Molecule: messenger RNA, 1995 nt
Organism: Desarmillaria tabescens
Lineage: Eukaryota; Fungi; Basidiomycota; Agaricomycetes; Agaricales; Physalacriaceae
Exons: 9
Coding region: 1-1995 (664 amino acids)
Biological process (GO): proteolysis
Molecular function (GO): cysteine-type endopeptidase activity
Source: RefSeq, a predicted model, not a curated record